Molecule: messenger RNA, 1649 nt
Organism: Manduca sexta (tobacco hornworm)
Lineage: Eukaryota; Metazoa; Arthropoda; Insecta; Lepidoptera; Sphingidae
Exons: 4
Coding region: 280-801 (173 amino acids)
Source: RefSeq, a predicted model, not a curated record
GUGGCGACUCAAGCGCAAGACCCGAAGAAUAUGGAAACUGUUCCGAUAAUGAGACUGGUUGUGUUCACGAUUUGUGUUUUGAUUACAAAUAUCUCGGUGCCAUGCAGUGGGGGACAUUUAUCGCAGCUCUAAGCACACAAUUAAGUCUCUAUCAUCUGUGAACCUGAACAAAUAUUCGUAGAUUACAACUAUCUCGGUGUCUUGCACGGGGAGAUGUUUGUCGCGGCCGGGCCCUAAGAAUACAGUUAAGCUUUCCAGCCAUGCUGUAGUCGCACAGUGAUGGAACCUGAGGAGUCGGUGGUGAGUGUGUACACCACACAUCCUACCACGUCCGGUACUAACCCACCACUCGACGUCUACCAUCAGAUUGCGAAUAAUAUUGCUGAGAGGAUCACUUCGCCUAUUUACAGAUUUCUUGGUAUAGCGAAUCAUACACAAGAAAAAACAACGAAGAAACCAUGGGACAAAAUAGAAAUACUAGAUGACCCUGAUGAAGCGACCAAACCCGACUUAAAACCUCUUGACAACGACAUCUCUCAACGAGAUGUCGAAGAAAUAACCUCGGAGGCAAAGAAAUCCAACAAACCAGAGAAAUUCACCCUAUUCUCUAGUUAUUUGCCAGUUAAAAACGAAACGAAUGAUGCAGAAGGAAUCGAUGACGAUUUAUUAAGUCUAGAUGAUGUGGAAGAAGUAGAGAAGCCAAGAGAAGGACCUAUAAUAUACAUAUUGGAGUUCUUCGGAAGCAUAUUCCAAUUACUUUUGGGCGGCUUUUACAAUCUUUUCAGGCCUUCUUCGAGCUAAGAUAAGGUUUAAAGUGUGGUAAACAACAAAAGUAGAAAAAAGAGACACGAGAGUUCUCUUUUCGAAAUCUUUUUAACAGCGGAGUUUAAGAUCUUAUGUGUUUUACUGGGAGUUCUUAUUAGUUAUUAUAUUAUGUUUUCAGUAUUACUUUCUCUGUCUUAUAACAAGUCUUCAAAGUGUUUUAUAAUCGCACCUCCUAUUCUGUUUUUUCUUCUUCAUACCUAUUUAUUGGGAUAUAAUAUUCAUAAAUUACCCCACUUAUAAAGAGGCUAAUGCAGUUAAUUCGCAUAAAAAUAUUAAGACAAAAGUACCUAAUUUAAACAAACAUUUAUUACUAUUUGUAUGCUCGUAGACAUUCAUGAUCAUUUAACAUUGAGUGAUGCUAUAUAUUAUAAACUUACUUAAGAACAAAAUAGCAGUAAUACCAAAUUUUAACUGAUCAUUCUUAAGAUUAUGUAAAUAAUUUUAAUUAUCCACCUAAAUAUUCAGUUAGAUUAAGUAUUUAUUUUUGUCAGUAAUAAAAACCAAAAAGUAUGCUAUAUACAUUACGAGCUUUGUAACCUAUGGUGUCGCUUCAUUUAUUAACGUCUAUUUAAAUUUUCGCAAUCUAGUUAUUAUUAAGAAGCACCGUAUUUGUACAUCUGGAAUAAUCUGGAAUGUUUAUGGAAAGUGAUCACUUACCAGGUGAUCUAGUUGUUCUUUGCCGGUCUAUGCAUUAAACAAACAAGGCAUAUAUAUUGUUGCGUAACACUUUUUUGCUAGGAUAUAUCAGUCUUAAUAAAAUAAUGACACAUUCCAAAAUUGCCAAUUUAUGGGAAUCGUCAAACACCAAAUUUCUGUUUGUGACC